AUGCCUCCACAGAUAAAGCAGGAUAUAAACCGGGCGGGCUGGGAGACCACCGAUUUCCCGUCCGUGUGCGAACAAUGUCUCCCCGAAAACCCCUACGUCCAGAUGCUGAAGGAAGACUAUGCGGCGGAAUGUAAAAUCUGCACCCGCCCGAUGACGGUCUUUCGAUGGAAGGCCGACCGAACGUCCCGUACGAAGGCGACAAAUAUAUGUUUAACGUGCGCGCGCCUGAAGAACUGCUGCCAGUGCUGCAUGCUCGACCUGUCCUUUGGCCUCCCCAUCGUCGUUCGAGAUGCCGCCCUGAAGAUGGUUGCUCCAGGACCACAGAGCUCGAUUAACCGAGAGUACUACGCGCAAGAGCAUGAGAAGGAGCUCGAGGAAGGCAGAGGGGCGGUCGAGGAGUACGAGAAUACAGACGAGAAGGCUAGAGAUCUAUUACGACGGCUGGCGAACAGCGAACCAUACUAUAAGCGACAGAGGAGACUGGAGGCCAGCGGCGAAACAGACGCCUCCACCACGACACUAGGGGAAAGGCAGCAGCCUACCGAGCAGAAGAAGAUCGGAUAUGGACCUGGUCCCGGCCCUGUCAGAACAAGUGACCUUCGUCGCGGUGCUGGUCGUGGAAGAGGGGGCGGCGGUCGUGGCCGGGGAGGACGUCCAUAUCCGCCUAUUUCUCAGUUACCCCCAGGGCCACAGGAUAUCGAACCGCCCGCUGACCCCAACAUUACCUCUCUGUUCAUAACCGGCGUCGAAGACGACCUCCCCGAACAUGCUCUUCGCACUUUCUUUACUCCGUUUGGUACCAUUAGAUCAUUGAUAUGUUCACAUCGAUCGCACUGUGCAUUCGUUAACUAUGCUUCACGAGAAUCGGCCGAGGCAGCGGCAGCGAAAUGUCAAGGAAUAGCGGUGGUGCAAGGAUGCCCACUGCGCGUGCAAUGGGGCAAACCACGUCCUCUAGAUAAUAUGGAGAGAGAUGAACGGAUGCAAUAUGCGCGUCAAGGGAGACAGACGGCCGCUGCCACCAAACCUGGAGGGCCUCGAAAGGCGAUUCAGGGAGCGCCGGGGGAGCAAGCGGACGGGGAAUCAGGGACAGAGCAGGAUAAGCAGAGUUAUGAUGUAGCGCCUCCACCGGGCCGUGGGGAGGUGCAGUAUGCAAGUUUGGCGGGUGAUUGA
Molecule: messenger RNA, 1170 nt
Organism: Arthroderma uncinatum
Lineage: Eukaryota; Fungi; Ascomycota; Eurotiomycetes; Onygenales; Arthrodermataceae
Product: pre-mRNA-splicing factor slt11
Exons: 1
Coding region: 1-1170 (389 amino acids)
Cellular component (GO): U2-type catalytic step 2 spliceosome; Prp19 complex; U2-type catalytic step 1 spliceosome
Molecular function (GO): U6 snRNA binding; pre-mRNA binding
Source: RefSeq, a predicted model, not a curated record